Pyricularia grisea is the source of this 765-nucleotide messenger RNA. RefSeq lists its product as uncharacterized. The transcript is spliced from 2 exons. Bases 1 to 765 code for a protein of 254 amino acids. The record is from RefSeq and is a predicted model, not a curated record. Lineage: Eukaryota; Fungi; Ascomycota; Sordariomycetes; Magnaporthales; Pyriculariaceae.
AUGGCAACUUCAAAGAUCAAUAUCCUGAUUCUCAAUCCUAACUCCUCUCGGGAUAUGACCGAGGGGGUACGGAAGGCGAUUGAUUCUGUUGCCCAAUCCCAAGGCUUCACCAACUGCGCCUUCCACUAUCAAACCGGCCCCGCCACCAGCCCGGCCAGCAUCAACGACGCCGACGACCUAGCCUCGUCUACCGACGCCGUCCUCCCCGCGCUGGGCGACGUCUCCAGCCUGGACUACGACGGCAUCCUGGUCGCCUGCUACAGCGUCCACCCGCUUGUCGUCCGCCUGCAGGGCCCCCACGGCAAGGCCGUCCUGGGAAUCUUCGAGGCGAGCGUGCUCUCGGCCCUGUCGCUGCUGGAGCCCUAUGCCGACACGACGUUUGGCGUCGUCACGACCGGCAAGUUCUGGGAGCAGCACCUGACGGACGGCGUCAGGGAUUUCCUGGGCGUGCGGGGCGGGGAGCAGCAAACCAGCAGGUUCGCGGGCGUGUACACGACGGGGCUGAACGCGGGGGAUUUCCACGGUGGCGUACCGCAGGACGUUGUCGAUGCCAAGCUGAAGGAUGCGACCAGGAAGCUGCUCAAGAGCUCCAAGGUCCGGGUGGUUGUUAUGGGUUGUGCUGGCAUGGCCGGACUGGAAGCCAUCAUUCGGAGUGUGGUGACCGAGGAGUAUGGCGACAAGGAGAAGAUAUUUGUCAUUGACGGCGUUAAGGCUGGGGCCGGGUUACUGCUUGAGACGGUACGUAGCGCACGAUUGUUUGGGUAG